Messenger RNA from Lotus japonicus, 1150 nucleotides. Its product is annotated as remorin-like. The coding region runs from base 300 to 947 and encodes 215 amino acids. The record is from RefSeq and is a predicted model, not a curated record. The transcript is spliced from 5 exons. Lineage: Eukaryota; Viridiplantae; Streptophyta; Magnoliopsida; Fabales; Fabaceae.
CAACUGAGGCUGUCUCUAUUAAUGUGCUGUGCCAACUCAUUGGAGGGGAAUUGUGUUUGUACCUACUACAUCCACCCAGCUAAGCUUUUGGUAUUUCAGUUAACAGUUACUUCCUUCAACCACAAUAUCCCAAGUUCCCAACCAACCAACCCUUUCCCUCUUCUCCUAUUUCUAGAUCUUUUCCUCUCUCAUAUCAAUUGCCAUGUUUUUAACUUUCCUAUAAAAAUAUCUCUGAGUUUUGUUACAACACUUCCCAAUUCCCAUCACUUUGUGUGUGCAAAGAGUUCUAAGUUUGAAAGAUGACAGAGGAACAACCAAAAAAGGUAGAAUCUGAAUCACCAUCAAAUCCUCCACCACCAGCUCCAGCUCCAACUGAGAGUACUCCUGCACCUGAAGCUGAAGCUAAACCAGAACCUGUGGUUCAUGAUGCUCCAAAGGAGGAUGUGGCUGAGGAGAAAUCUAUAAUUCCACAACCCUCUCCUCCAGAAAGCAAGCCUGUUGAUGACUCCAAAGCUAUUGUCAAAGUGGAGAAGACUCAAGAAGCUGCAGAAGAGAAACCACUUGAGGGCUCUAUCAACCGAGAUGCUGUGCUUACAAGAGUUGCAACUGAGAAGAGGCUGUCACUAAUCAAAGCAUGGGAAGAAAGUGAAAAGUCAAUUGCAGAUAACAAAGCUCACAAAAAGCUUUCAGAUAUUUCAGCAUGGGAGAACAGCAAGAUAGCUGCUAAGGAGGUUGAAUUGAGAAAGAUUGAGGAAAACCUGGAGAAGAAAAAGGCAGUAUAUGUAGAGAAACUGAAAAACAAAAUAGCUAUGGUCCACAGGGAAGCUGAAGAAAAGAGGGCAUUUAUUGAGGCCAAGAAAGGGGAAGAUCUUCUGAAGGCAGAGGAGUUAGCUGCAAAAUACAGGGCAACUGGAACAGCUCCCAAGAAACCCUUUAGUUUUUUCUAAUACCACAACCCUCUAGCCUGAUUCACAAAAAUGUUGUUGCAUUCCUUGUCAGUUCAUUAGUCAGUACAUGUGUGUGAUUUGAUUGUCUUUUUGUGAGUUUUAGUGCUUUCAAUCUAUUAUGUGUGAAUAGUUAUACAUAUUGGGGGUGUAUAUACCUACCAUUUACUCAGUCUGAAUAAAAUUGAACUAUUCAAUUUGUGUAA